CCCCGUUCUGCCCGCGGCGCUCGCAGCCUCUCGCCAUGAAGGUCGCCGCUGUCGCUUCUUCGCCGCUUCCCGCGGGUGCCGGUGGUCCGCUGAAGGCGGUGCGGCCCGGGGAGGCCGCCCGCUGCGGGCCGGGCCUAGGGGUGUCCCCGGUGGCGGCGGAGCAGGCGGCCGCCGCGCUGCUGUACGAUAUGAAGGGGUGCUACUCGCGGCUACGGGCGCUGGUGCCGACCCUGCCGCGGCACCGGCGGGUCUCCAAGGUGGAGCUGCUGCAGCACGUUAUCGACUACAUAUGGGACCUGCAGCUGGAGCUGCAGUGCGGCCCCCCGCGCCCCGCCGCCGCUGGGGACUCCCCCGAGGCUCCGUGCAUUCCCGCUGCCGAUCGGAUCCUCUGCCGCUGAGACCGCUCUGGAACCACCACGGACAUCAUCCCCGGGAUCCCGGUCCCACCACGGACAUCGUCCCCGGGACCCCGUCCCUGAGCACCGCGGUUCACCUGCAUCCCUGGCUCCCCGGCAGGGCUGCCCUGGGGGUCCCCCCGCAGUCUGGGCAGGGGGUGCUGUGGGCCGGAUCCUUCCUUCUCAGAUUGCUGAGAGCAUUCCCCGUAUUGUAUAUUACAAUGAUGCUGGAGAAUAUUGUUCUACAAUAGCUGGAGUUUUGUUAUUAAACAAGCCCUGAUGACCA
Molecule: messenger RNA, 681 nt
Organism: Pseudopodoces humilis (Tibetan ground-tit)
Lineage: Eukaryota; Metazoa; Chordata; Aves; Passeriformes; Paridae
Gene: ID1
Product: inhibitor of DNA binding 1
Biological process (GO): circadian regulation of gene expression; cell differentiation; negative regulation of transcription by RNA polymerase II
Cellular component (GO): nucleus; cytoplasm
Molecular function (GO): protein dimerization activity; transcription regulator activity
Source: RefSeq, a predicted model, not a curated record